Molecule: messenger RNA, 810 nt
Organism: Leptosomus discolor (cuckoo roller)
Lineage: Eukaryota; Metazoa; Chordata; Aves; Leptosomiformes; Leptosomidae
Gene: ELOVL3
Product: ELOVL fatty acid elongase 3
Biological process (GO): very long-chain fatty acid biosynthetic process; fatty acid elongation, monounsaturated fatty acid; fatty acid elongation, polyunsaturated fatty acid
Cellular component (GO): endoplasmic reticulum membrane
Molecular function (GO): fatty acid elongase activity
Source: RefSeq, a predicted model, not a curated record
AUGGAGCUGAGCUUCGACCCAUCGGAGCUGCAGCCGCUGGAGGAGUACGACUUCGAGAGGAACUUCAAUGAGCAGGAAGCUCGGGAAUGGAUGCAGGAGAACUGGCACAUGUCUGUAUAUAUUUCUGUGGCUUACCUGAUCCUGAUCUUUGGAAUCCAGCAUUUCAUGAAGGAACGGAGAGGCUACCAACUGCGCGUACCACUGACCCUGUGGUCCCUCAGUCUGGCCUUGUUCAGUGCCAUUGGGGCCCUUCGGAUGUGGAAGCAAAUGGCCUUGAUCCUCUCUACCAAGGGACUUAAGCAGUCAGUGUGUAGUCAAUCCAUCUAUAUCCACCCUGUCUCCAAGCUUUGGUCAUAUUUAUUUGUGCUAAGCAAACUCAUGGAACUGGGUGACACUGUGUUCAUUGUUCUCCGGAAAAAGAAGCUCACCUUCCUCCACUGGUACCACCACUCUGUAACAUUGAUCGUCGCCUGGUAUCACUAUAAGGAUAUGCUUGUUGGCAGCAGCUGGCCUGCAGUCUUGAACUUCAGUGUCCAUGCUGUCAUGUACUCCUACUAUGCAGUGCGAGCCACAGGCUUCCAAGUACCCCACUUCAUCGCCAUGACAAUCACCAUUUCACAGACGCUGCAGAUGCUGGCAUAUGUAAUAAUGAACAUCUUGAUCAUCUUCUGGAUGGAGGAUAAGGUCUGCCACACCACCUGGACAGGUGUUUUCCUUACAUCUGUGCUGUAUCUCAGUUUGCUGGUGCUCUUCUGCAACUACUUCUUCAAGACUUAUCUGAGGAGCACCCAGAAAUCAAAGGGGGAAUAA